AAAACAACAUUUAUUAGUGAUAGUGAACAAACUUAUAUUCGAUCAACUAUAUAUAUAGUCCAGCUUUUAAAAAAAGUAAGCACCCAAGUAAUUAAAUUCAGCUUUCUUCCAAGAAAUCAUGGAGAGAGUGUUUAGCUUGCUUUACAAAGCUGCACGAGAAGGGAAUGUCACCACUUUACGACAACUUCUUGAACAAGACAGUUUGAUUCUCGAUAGGCUCAUCAUCAUCAACAACAAUGGUUUCUCAGAGACUCCACUUCAUGUGGCGGCCAUGCUCGGCCAUGCAGAUUUUGUCAAGGAGAUCAUCACUCACAAGCCCGAACUCGCCAAGGAACUUGACAUUUGGCGCUCAACGCCACUCCACCUAGCAGUGGCGAAAGGCCACCUUGAGACGGUCAGAGUACUGCUUUCCACGGCUGAUCACGAGCUCAUGUCUUCUACUUGGGAUGGAGAAGGGAGAAAUCCUCUCCACCUUGCGGCCAUGAGACGGCGACUCGAUGUGCUGAGAGAGCUGCUCAAAGUGGCUCCCGAGGGUAUUUGGGUCAAUUUGAAGGAUUGA
Messenger RNA from Humulus lupulus (European hop), 559 nucleotides. RefSeq names its product ankyrin repeat-containing protein NPR4-like. The transcript has a single exon. Lineage: Eukaryota; Viridiplantae; Streptophyta; Magnoliopsida; Rosales; Cannabaceae. Bases 119 to 559 code for a protein of 146 amino acids. The record is from RefSeq and is a predicted model, not a curated record. Gene Ontology annotation, molecular function: protein binding.